Symbiodinium pilosum is the source of this 840-nucleotide messenger RNA. NCBI's taxonomy places the organism in Eukaryota, Dinophyceae, Suessiales, Symbiodiniaceae. The record is from the annotation of a GenBank genome assembly.
AUGGGACUCCUGCGCCUCGUGCUCUUGGGCUUUGCGGCUACCGGUGCUGAAGGGGCGGCCUGCAACCCGGUGGAUUCCUGCCCACAGCUAUCAGACGGUCUCUACUGCCCAGUCAACGAUGUCACGGAGCACGCAGACAUCAAUCGCGAUGUCGCGUUGAUCAAGAGCUACUUGGCCGAGGAUCCUAUGAACUACGCCAUGGCAAAGGAGGUCUACACCAUGGGCAACUUCUCUUCAAAGGGCGCGGGUAACAUGCGAACCCUUCAAGAUUUGGCCUUGAAGGACAUGACGGUAAGCGGGAAGUACACCAACGUGUUCUACUCGGGUGCGCUGAGCCUCUACGGCUCGAUUUCCGCCAUUUGGCAUGAUUACAUCAUUGCCUGCCUUGACAACACCGGCAUGUGCAAGGACAAGAGUGACUCCUUCAGGCAGUAUGUGAUCAACAAAGCCCUUAUUGGUGUUGUGACCGCCUAUGCUACGUACGAGUUUGGUGCAGCGGUGUGGAAGGGUGCAAACGGUGAGACUGCGGAUGGUCAGGCAGCAUAUGCCUGGGACGAGGGCGCUGCGUUCUACAUCGGGAACAUCGCGCCAGUUGUAGGUGACGGAAUCACAGGCGGUGCUCCAGGAAAUCUCUACUCCCCAUAUGAGUUCAACUGGAAGCGCGAUUUCGACUACCCUGAUGGCACCAACACACACGCAGAAGCUGUGAAGAUCUUGAACUACGGCCUGAUCAACCUCCGCGGCGCUGCUUACAACGGGGACAAUGUGAAAGCAGCCGAGUUGGGCAUGUACAAGAUCUUCUCUAUUGCCCGCAAUCCGCAGCGCCAUCAAGUAUGCUGA